Mesoplodon densirostris (Blainville's beaked whale) is the source of this 1651-nucleotide messenger RNA. RefSeq names its product WD repeat domain 89 (gene WDR89). The coding region runs from base 374 to 1534 and encodes 386 amino acids. The record is from RefSeq and is a predicted model, not a curated record. Lineage: Eukaryota; Metazoa; Chordata; Mammalia; Artiodactyla; Ziphiidae. Gene Ontology annotation, molecular function: protein binding. The transcript has 4 exons.
GGGUGGAGUUCCGGUCGACCGGUCCGCGCAGAGGCUGUGCUCCGAGUUCUCUCCUGCAGCCGGUGUGGGCUUCCUGGUUGGUACUUCAGCUUUUCCCCUGGAAAACAGAAGAGGUAAAUGAACAUUCCUGUGAUAAUGUGAAUACAAAGCCUGAAUUAACCCCUUAGAAGAGUGAAAUUUCUUUAUAUUCUAAUCUUCUACCUUAAAAAUUCAUGUUGACAUUGCAUGGUGUCAUAAGUGAUCUGAAGGCGCCAACCACUUGAACUUCUGGGAUCAAGUGAGGUUCCUGCACUUGAGUCCUUUGCACUGUUUGCUUCUGUGAGUCGCUGUAACUUUCAGUUUGAUUUUUACUACCCUUGGAUGCACUCCUGAUAUGGAGAAGAUUGAGGAACAAUUUGCUAAUUUGAACAUUGUUAAACGUUCCUCAGAAACUAAAGAGCCUACUUAUCUGCUUGGCAUAGACACAUCAAAGACUGUACAAGCAGAAAAAGGAAGCUUGGUUGCUGUUUUAUGUUCUAAUGGAUCAAUCAGAAUAUAUGAUAAAGAAAGAUUAAAUGUACUACGAGAAUUUAGAGGAUAUCCUGGACUUAAUGGAGUCAAGUUUGCAAAUUCCUGUGACAGCAUGUAUUCCUCAUGCACUGAUGGCACUGUAAAAUGUUGGGAUGCUCGAUUAGCCAGUGAAAAACCUGUCCAGCUGUUCAAGGGUUACCCUUCCAAUAUUUUUAUCAGUUUUGAUAUCAGCUGUAAUGAUCAUGUCAUUUGUGCUGGUACAGAAAAAGUUGAUGAUGAUGCAUUGUUGGUAUUUUGGGAUGCAAGAAUUAAUUCUCAGGAUUUGUCUACUACUAAAGACCCACUUGGUGCAUAUUCAGAGACACAUAGUGAUGAUAUCACUCAAGUAUGUUUCCAUCCCAGCAAUCCCAACAUGGUAGUCUCAGGUUCAACUGACGGCCUGGUAAAUGUAUUUGAUAUUACUGUUGAUAAUGAAGAAGAUGCACUGGUUACAACCUGUAACUCAGUUUCAUCAGUAAGCUAUAUUGGUUGGUCUGGGAAAGAUUAUAAACAGAUUUACUGCAUGACACACGAUGAAGGAUUUUGUUGGUGGGAUCUUAAUCAUCUGGAUACCGAUGAACCAAUUACAUGUUUGAACAUUCCGGAUGUCAGAGAAGUAAUUAAUGUGAAAGAAGGGAUUUUGGACUAUUUGAUUGGCGGCCUAUAUCAUGAAAAGACGGACAGAUUGUUUGUAGUUGGAGGAACAAACACAGGAAUUAUUCACAUAAUGAGCUGUACCACAUCAGGAUUGGUCCAUGUGACCAGGCUUCAGGGAGGGCAUGCUGCUACAGUCCGUUCUUUCUGUUGGAAUAUGCAGGAUGAUUCUUUGCUAACUGGAGGAGAAGAUGCACAGUUGUUACUUUGGAAACCUGGAGCAGUAGAGAAGACGCUUACAAAGAAAGACAGCAUGAAAAUAGCAUCCUCUGUGUACCAGCGAGUUCGAGUUCAUAGUAAUGAUUCUUAUAAGAGAAGGAAAAAGCAGUGAUGUUACAUUGGGGGUUUACUUGACAGGUUUUUUAGUUGCAAAUAAUUAUUUCUGUGUACUACCUGUUGUAGACGUGUUUAAAGCUCAUAUGUAAAUAAAAACAAGCCAGUUAGCAAA